Messenger RNA from Acanthaster planci (crown-of-thorns starfish), 3713 nucleotides. RefSeq lists its product as uncharacterized. Gene Ontology annotation, cellular component: membrane. Gene Ontology annotation, biological process: G protein-coupled receptor signaling pathway. Gene Ontology annotation, molecular function: G protein-coupled receptor activity. Lineage: Eukaryota; Metazoa; Echinodermata; Asteroidea; Valvatida; Acanthasteridae. The record is from RefSeq and is a predicted model, not a curated record.
GCUAUUGGUGCAUGUCGUUCGACGAGACAAAAAACGGAUGGCCUUGCGACAACGUCACGGUGACCUAAUGAACAGUUGGGUUGCGCAUGCCAACGUGACAUUCUGCAUGGAACCGGUGUGUUGCAUUUUUUUGGUUUUUUUUACAAUGAUUUUUGAGGACCACCGAGAACGAAACAUUUUCGUCAUGAUGCAUCCACUGACCGUUUGAUACCUUUAUGCAACUCUGAAAUGAAAGCCAGUGCUCUCAACAUCACCGCUUGCUCCAUGAUUCCAUCAACCGUGUCGGAAGCGAAGUCGCUCCUGACGUUUAAACCUUGUUAACGCCCCGUGUGGCGUAUCUCCUUCAUUAGACUAACAGGUUGGAACACGAUACGCUCUUUGUUCUAGUGUCACCAACCGUUUACUUUCUCUUUAGAGCUGAUAUUUUGCGUCUCUGGCAGAGCAAUAUUCCUGUGAUGUCGCUGUUGAUUUCGUGCCUGGCACAUUUUCGUAGAGUGUUGUUUAGAUUUCAUGGACUCGCAGGAAUUUUUAAAUCAGCGUGUGUUCUGAAAGGCUGUUGAAACCAUAUCGAUUGGAAACUGAUGACUUUCGCCUAUGGCCACUGACUUUUUAAGGCACACUAUAUUUUGCGACGAAAAUGCCAUGAGCCAACCGGAUACGAAUGUCUGGAGGCAGCAAUGAUUCCGUGUUGAUGAUUGUUGUAUCUAGAGAGCCCAUGUUUGAAAUCCAGUGUCGAGAUGGAAAGUGAUACAGGCCAUACCCCGUAAUAAUCGAGUUCAAGUAUAUAAAUUUGGACUUGGCCGAGUGGAGACGACUUGAUAGGAUGAAUUCGCUGGCCCCCCACCAGAUCAUGAUGAUCGUCAUGAACUGCAUCGCCUUGGUGCUGGGAGCGCCGGGCAACAUCCUGAUCCUGCGGGUAUACUUCGGCAAGCCGCGCAAGACCAGCACUCACAUCCUGAUCAUGGGGCUGGCGCUCAGCGACCUCGUCUCCCUCUGCUUCACCUUCCCGCUGGACGUCAUCUCCUGGAGCCGGGAGUACCAGAUGGAGGACAAACGGGCCUUCUGUCGCGUCGUCGGAUUCUGCUACCACUACUUCGCCCAGUGCUCGGUGCUGAUCAUGGUGGCCGUCGCCAUCGACCGGUACAACGCCGUCUGCCGCCCGCACCAGUGGAAGAUCACAGCCGGCCGGGCCCAGGGAGUGGUGGUCACCUGUCUCCUCCUCAGCACCGUCACCAGUGUCGGGGCACUGUUUUCGUACGGGAUCAAAACUAUAGAGACCGACGCGGAGAAAGUCUAUUUCGAGUCUGAUUCUAUGACCGACCGUGUGAACGUUACGCUGUGUGUACGGAACGUAGAGGACGCGUUCAACAAGGCGAUGCUGGUACUCCACACCAUUUGGUUUGUUUUGCUCUUUGUGGUCUUGACGAUGGCGUACUUGAGGAUUUAUCUCACGAUCAGAAAGCGAGUCAACGCCGGCGUCGGUGUUCACGAGGAGGGGGACACGUCUCGCAUGAGAGUAGUACGACCCGUGAUUCGGUUCAUAUCCCACCUGACGGUCGUUACGAACAGGUCCGGCAGUGCCGACUCCCCGUCGGCCCUGCAGAACGACACCGAAAGUCACGGCCCCGUUGACGACGCCGCCGUCCACCCCGAACUGGCAAUCCACUCAAGCAAUUCGCCGAACACUUCCGCUAAAGCUUCGAACGAGACCGACGUGUCCUGCUCACCGGACGAGAAGACUGCUUCGCUCAGUGGAAAGAACACAAACGCCUUGGCCCGCGCGCUCCUGCUUGCCGGCGAUGUGCCGCACCGCCCCGUGCUGCCCUCCACGCUCCAAGUGGAGAAGACGUAUCCCGAAGCCGCUGCUUCACCCAAAGAAGACGACAAUGGUCCCUCUGCGUUAAGUCCAGUCAAACCACUGGCGAAUCUACGAACGUCCACGGCCUGGAGAAAGAUCGUGCCCAGUGUCGUCGUUGCGGCCGAAAAUCCUCAAGCAGGGUCGGUCAAAAGGGAAUCGACGCUGGACAGUGACAACUCUUCAAACAAGACCGUGACAGCACCCGUUGCAAAGGUCCUACAGAAGCGGGCGGCAGCCACGGCUAUGAACCUGAAGAUACAGAAGACGACCACCAACAUGCUGCUGGUGGCUGCCUUGACUGCUCUCUUGACCUGGUUCCCGACCAUCGUCAUCGAGGUCUCGAUUGGCGACGUCCAUGAAUGGCUGAUUUAUGAGGACGACUGGCUGAAAAUCCUUACCUGCUUCAUGGGCUGGCUGUUCCUCUUCAAUUUCGUCACCAACCCCUUCGUGUACAGUCUCAUGAACAGCCGUUUCAGGGAGGAUUGCGGCAAGUCCUUCCGUGCUUGCAAGCGUGGCCGCAAAAAGGCGAUGCACGCGCGGGGCGACAAAUAGCCCCCAGUCCCGCACAGAACCUUGGAAUAAUCAUAUGUUUUGCAGAUCGACAUCAAGUCGUCGAAGAGGUCCUGUCCAAAAUUUGUGCCAGAAGUUGACUUGUAAUAUUUCCUGUCAUUUCAUGAAAGGGCGUGGACGCACCGAUCUUUUUGUCUGAGAGUGAAGGAACGUGCCUUAUAAUUUUGGGAGAAGCUACCCGAACUACAGAUGAACCUGCCGGCCUGUUGAAUAUUCACGUCUAAUUUGAAUAUAUGUGUAUUGCAAUGUUUUCUAAAGUGGUUGAUUAGAUUACCAUCUCUUAUCAAACGCCGGCAAUGAGCCUGUUCGGUAUCCAACAGCGCUUGCCCAAAAUGAAUUGCUUCCGAGGUCAUUCGGACGCGACGCGAUAGGCUGUCCUAUCAGUACAGUCCUACAAGGACUCGCGCGCCUGCUUUGUUCCCGAAUGACCUUGCUUUUUUGAAGUACCGAACUGGCUCAUUAAUUAUGUAUUUCACUGCACCAAUCCAGAAGACGCAAAAGCGCCAACCUCUUUCAGCCGAUACUUUUAGCACCCCCCCCCCGUCGUCGGCUUUAAAACUGUGUUACAGGCAAGACAAUUGGCAUCUUGAUUCACAAAAUGAGGUUCUCACCGCAAAAGCUUCCAAAAAUAUCAACUAUCCAUAUAUGGGACCACUUGUGCGACAUGGAAACUGGACAGUGUAAUUCAACACCAUUCGGUGUUAAAUCAUCACUACGUGUAUGUAGAAGCGUAAGGUCAUGCAAGGGAGAAAAUGCCUUCCGUGGGGGCACCUUUCAUUGCAAUUGCCAAAACCUUGGAAGACAACUACACUAGUACUGUCUCGUUUAAUCUGUUAUGGAAAUCGGGAGAGCGAUCCAACAGACAGUGGAUGGUUCCAAGUUAAUUGUAGUGGCUUCUUUCCCGUUCUCGCGUCCAAAUCUCACGAUUGGUUCGAGGAAGUUUCGUUUGUGCUCUAAAAUAUGCACGAACUGUAAAUAAAAUUUACCUGACAACAUUCACAAUUUACAUGUUCAAUUCUCUAGAUUAUAUUCAAUUUUCUUAACCAUAUAUUGUCUUUUUGUACAGAAACAAUUUUCUUUCCAAAUUCAAUAUUGGAUAUGCAUGGCCGAUAGUCACGCAUUGCCUGCCUUACUUUUUUUCAUUUAUGCAUAACGGUGUUUCUACGUCAGUGUUCCGUUUCGCUUUCAAAUCAUCCAAACUGUUUCCUUCAAUAAACCAAAUGUUGUCGUUUUUAAUAAUAUCAACUGGAGUAAUUUUUUUAUAAGUUGUCUCUUAUAUGUACUU